Molecule: messenger RNA, 3139 nt
Organism: Sorex araneus (European shrew)
Lineage: Eukaryota; Metazoa; Chordata; Mammalia; Eulipotyphla; Soricidae
Gene: LIX1L
Product: limb and CNS expressed 1 like
Exons: 6
Coding region: 85-1098 (337 amino acids)
Biological process (GO): autophagosome maturation
Cellular component (GO): cytoplasm
Source: RefSeq, a predicted model, not a curated record
CCCGGGCGCUAGCGGGCUGGGUGGCUGAGACCGUUAGCUCGCCAGGCUGGCAGGCUGCGGGCCGCCUCUCCGCCGGCCGCCGGGAUGGAGACGAUGCGAGCGCAGCGGCUGCAGCCAGGAGUGGGCACCGGCGGGAGGGGCACUCUGCGAGCGUUGCGGCCUGGAGUGACCGGGGCCGCGGCUGCCACCGCCACACCCCCGGCGGGCCACCCGCCGGCCCCGCCGCCUCCCGCACCUCCCCCGCCGCCCCUGCUCCUGUCGGGGGCCCCCGGGCUGCCGCUGCCGCCGGGCGCCGCGGGCAGCCCCGCGGUGCUGCGGGAGGCAGUGGAGGCCGUAGUGAGGAGCUUCGCCAAGCACACGCAGGGCUACGGCCGAGUGAACGUGGUGGAGGCCCUUCAGGAAUUCUGGCAGAUGAAGCAAUCCCGGGGAGCCGACCUGAAAAACGGCGCUCUGGUUGUCUAUGAGAUGGUCCCCUCCAGCAGCCCUCCCUAUGUCUGCUAUGUCACCCUACCUGGGGGCAGCUGCUUUGGGAGUUUCCAGUUUUGCCCAACAAAAGCUGAAGCCCGAAGGAGUGCUGCGAAGAUUGCCCUCAUGAACUCUGUGUUUAAUGAACACCCUUCCCGAAGAAUUACUGAUGAAUUCAUUGAGAAGAGUGUCUCUGAGGCGCUGGCAUCUUUCAAUGGCAACAGAGAGGAAGCAGACAACCCCAACACAGGGAUUGGUGCCUUCCGGUUCAUGCUGGAAUCCAACAAGGGCAAGUCAAUGCUGGAGUUCCAGGAGCUCAUGACCGUCUUCCAGCUGCUGCACUGGAAUGGCAGCCUCAAGGCCAUGCGGGAAAGGCAGUGCUCUCGGCAGGAAGUGUUGGCCCACUAUUCCCACCGGGCCCUGGAUGAUGACAUUCGCCACCAAAUGGCACUGGACUGGGUGAGCCGGGAGCAGAGUGUUCCCGGGGCACUGUCAAGAGAGCUGGCCGCCACGGAACAGGAGCUGGAUGAAGCCCGGCUGGCAGGCAAGGAGCUGCGUUUCCACAAGGAGAAGAAAGACAUCCUCACACUGGCCGCCGGGCAGCUGGGCAGCGUGCAUCCUCCCAACUGUUAGGCCGCCACACCCCUGCCCCAGCCCUUUCUAUAGAUCCUUUCUAAGAUUUAGUGUGAUUUCUGUACAGAUGGUCCCAAUUUUAUACUUUAAGAUAUAGAGAUCUAUAUGUGUGUAUAAACCCAGCCCCUGGAUUCCUGUUUGCCCAGAGAUCCCUUUUCUUAUUUCUAGUCUUUGGAUGGAGUUUCCUUUAAACAGCUCCACUCCACUUUACAGGAAUGACAGCACAUCUUUGGAGCUUAGCUGCCUUUUAUCUAACAAACCUGGCUUCUGGGUUGUCAUUAUAGUAGCAGGAAAUGACUGACCAGGUAUUCAUGCCGCCUUCCACAAUAACAUGGUGCUUGUAUAUAAGAACUCUCUGCCCCCCCUCCCCAGUGACACCUCCCUAUUCCUACUUUGUCUGGGAUCAAACAAACCAAGUUGUUCCUCUAGUAACUAGAUAUUUCCUUGCUAACACCACCCCCUCCUCACCAUCACCUUACUCUGCCUCCAAAUGGUAUUUUACUUUGACAUUUCUGUACCUCAUUCCUUAGAAAACAUUUCUUAUUUUUUAAGACAGUCAUUCUUGGGGAACUUCUCCAGAACAAAAGAGGAAUUACAAACAUAGUUCAGAGAAGCUUAUCCCCUAAGGUGCUUCUAUAGCUACCCUAUGGGGAGUCCAGAUUUCCAGAUAUGCUCUCUAGCACAGAAGGGGGCAGGGUAGAAGUUGCUUCUAUUUCAAGCAUUCCCUUUUUUUUUUUCUUUUUGGGUUACACCCGGCGAGGCACAGGGGUUACUCCUGGCUCUGUACUCAAGAACUACUCCUGGCAGUGCUCAGGGGACCAUAUGGGAUGCUAGGAAUCAAACCCGGGUUGACCACGUGCAAGGCAAAUGCCCUACCCGCUGUCAAGCAUUCCCUUUUGACCCCAUCCCAGGCUCCCAAAGUUUAGUUAAGCUAAACUCCUUCAGAGAUCAGUAAAACAUAUUUGUAUCUUUCAUCCUUUUGCUCUCUGGAACCAUGACUUUUUUUUUUUUUUUGUGAGAACUCUGUCUCUCAUUCCCACAAAGUUGCUGCUGUUUACUACCUGAGAUAUACAUACCUUAGAUUCACAUUUGUUUUCUCUUUUCCCUUCCUUCACCAUGAUUUGUUUUAAUUUUUGAUGAGGUGCUGGGGAUCAAACCUUGCACUUGCAAAGCCUGUGCUCAACUCCUGGGCCUCCACAUUGAUUAUUAGAGCAUAAAUUCAUGAAUUGUUCGGGAAACUAGAUGCCUUCUAGCACUUGGAACUAGAGAAUGCUGGAAGGAAAGGAUAUUCAUCUCUUCCCUUCCCCCACGUCUCUCCUGGGUGAAACAGAAGAGAACUGGUAUAAAGCACAACUAAAGCAUUCCUCUUUGGGGGUAUCUUUUUUAUAUAGCUCUAAGAUUUAUUUCCCUUCCAUUCUGUAAUCUCCUUUACAUUAUAUAUCAUAUUUCUGUGCACUUUCUAAACUGUGCUGAGGAGUGUAAUGCUCCUGCAACUACUUGCCACUUAAUGAUUACACACUUUGCUUUUAGAAAUAUAUUAGGAAACAGCCCACACUGUGCUCUUUUGGAUCAUAAUAGAGGGACAAGAUUAAAGUCAGAUUUCUUGCUUUAUGAAGUCAUCUUGUGACCAGUAUGUAUGGGAUCAGAGGUAAGAUAUCUAACAACAAAAAAAGAAGAAGAAGAAAGAAAAAAGAAGUCUAACAAAUUAUGCUUGGAAAGGGCUUCCAAGAACUCCCGAAGGCCCCCCAUAAUGUUCUCUGAAGUUCAUGCAGGACCUGAGUAGAAGGAAGCUCCUGCGUGAGUUUAACAGGGGCAUUUAUUGUUUCUAUUGAUAUUUAUCAUUCAAAAUCCAGGUGCUCUCCUAUGCUCCUUUCUCUGGGAAGUCCUCAGGGAAAUGAGUUGUAGGGAAGAGUUUUCCAUGAACCUCCUGGAUUUGUUAUUUUUCUCAAAUACUAACCAGUCAGAUCCCAAAGAACUUGAGAAACAGUGUUCCCUGAUCUCUCCAUUUCUGGUAUUAAAGAUUUUACUUAUCUUUUUAGUA